CGGUUCUCUCAAUGGCGACACAGGUGUCACUCUUUCAUGGCACUUCUUGAGCGCCCCUCGCCCCCACACCCUCACACCCUCACAGCCCGCUCUCUCUUAGGUUACUGAUUACCAUCACCAUCACCCUCACAACUCGCUCCUACUCACCGAGCCACUACACUCACCGCUCACCAACCGACAACCCACAACAAUGGCAUCCUCCACCACUUCCCCAGGCACUCCCUCCCCCUCCUCCUCUGGCAACACCCAAACCAACCUCAAAAUCAUCAACGCCUCCCUCUUUCGCAUGGGCACCAAGUCCAUGGCGCAUGCCUACCAACUCCUCGGCUUCAACACCCACCACGGCCUCCUCGAAGACGUGACCAAGUCCCCCUGGACCCAGAUCGAGCACGCCGCCGAAGCCACCUGGCCAGACGUUCCCUCGGCGCGCCCACGCCCUCCCUUCACCAGGGCAGAUUGGGACGCGCUCUGGGGUGGUUAUGACGUGGUGACGGACCUGGCGUCGCCUUUUGCGGUGGAGCUGGUUCAGGCAUACCCCGAGGCGAAGGUCGUGGUGGUGCAGAGGGACUUUGAAAAGUGGUGGCCUAGUUUUCGGGAUGAGGUGUUGGAUCGGGUGAUGAUGCAGCCCAUGGCGACGGUGAAUGGGUGGAUUGGGUGGCAUGUCAUGGGAAUUCGGGCGGUGCAGGCGAUGCGGAAGGUGCAUUUUGGGCUGUUUGGGGCGAAGACGAGGCCGGAGAUUGAGGAGAAUGCGCGGAGGACGUAUGAAGAGUAUUUCAAGGAGAUUAGGAGAUUGGUGCCGGAGGAUAGGAGGCUGGAGUACAAGAUGGGGGACGGCUGGGAGCCGCUGUGCGAGUUUCUGGGGGUGCCGGUGCCGGAUGUGCCGUUUCCGAUGGCGAAUGAGCAAGAGGCGCAUCAGGAGGAGACUUACAAGAGCGGCAUCCGCGGGAGACUCGGGUUCUGUAGCCGGCUGAGGCAGGGCGGUGACGACGCCAGCGAGGACAGCUAG
Chaetomium fimeti is the source of this 1006-nucleotide messenger RNA. RefSeq lists its product as uncharacterized. The record is from RefSeq and is a predicted model, not a curated record. NCBI's taxonomy places the organism in Eukaryota, Fungi, Ascomycota, Sordariomycetes, Sordariales, Chaetomiaceae. Bases 191 to 1006 code for a protein of 271 amino acids. The transcript has 2 exons.